Molecule: messenger RNA, 1035 nt
Organism: Candida tropicalis MYA-3404
Lineage: Eukaryota; Fungi; Ascomycota; Pichiomycetes; Serinales; Debaryomycetaceae
Exons: 1
Coding region: 1-1035 (344 amino acids)
Molecular function (GO): oxidoreductase activity, acting on the CH-OH group of donors, NAD or NADP as acceptor
Source: RefSeq, a predicted model, not a curated record
AUGACCAAGGUAUUCGUUACAGGAGCUACUGGGUUUAUCGCUCAACAUAUUAUUAAACUUUUGUUAUCCAAAGAGUAUGAAGUUGUUGGAACAGUUAGAUCUGCAUCAAAAGGUGAACAAAUGAAAUCAAUGAUGUCACCAACAGACAACUUCACUUAUGAAAUUGUUUCUGAGUUAUCUGCUUCAGAUGCAUUUGAUGAAGUUUUGUCAAGACAUAAAGAUAUCCAAUAUUUAUUCCAUGCUGCAUCACCAUUGACAUUUGAUACCGAAGAUCCAGAAAAUGUUAUUCUCAAACCAGCAAUCAAAGGAACAGAAAAUAUCUUAACUGCAGCCCUGACUCAUUGUCCAGAUUUAAAACGCGUUGUUCUCACAUCUUCCGAUGCAGCAAUGUAUUCUAAUGAAGAUGAAACAAAUCCAGAGUUAUCUUUUAAUGAAGAAAGUUGGAACAAUACGAAAUACGAGGAUGCAAAGAAAGACAAUGUCACUGCAUACUAUGCAUCCAAAGCAUUUGCAGAGAAAUUUGCAUGGGAGUUUAUCAAGAAUAAGAAUCCACAAUUUGAUUUAGUUGUGGUUAAUCCUUCCUGGGUUUUUGGUCCUAAAGCAUAUGAUUUUGAUCCAAAAAGAUUCAACAGCUCAAAUGAACUUAUCGAUGAUGUACUCAAAUUAAAUCAUGGUAACAAUUCAACAUUUGAGAAUUCUUCUGGUGGAUAUAUUUCUGUGAAUGAUAUUGCUAAAGUUCAAGUGUAUGCGAUAGAAUCCAAUGACUUGGUUAGUAAGAGGUUGUUAAUGACAAAUGGAUAUUUUACAACACAAUUGUUACUUGACAUCGUUAAUGAAAACUUCCCAGAAUUGGAUCUACCAAAGGGGAAUCCAGGAACAGAACAGGAUGAGUUCAAGAAAUUAGCCAAAGUCAACAAUGAUGUAACUAAGAAGCUUUUGCCAUGGGAGUUUGAAUCAUUAGAGAGCAUUGUUGUUUCUACUGUUGAACAAAUAUUGAAAGCUAGGAAAGAAGCGAUUAAUGAAGCAAAAUUAUAG